GUAAAACUAUGGCUUUGUUGUGACUAACGUGGGCUGAUGUGAGCGUCCAGCAGCGUUGUGGUUCCAUGACAGCAUGUGACUGUCCUCCUGUGUGUCAGCCCUGUGCAUAUAUCCCCUCCUGCACAUGAUUAUAAUCCCUUUUGAUGUUUGCCACAGAGCCAUUUUCCUCUGCACCACUCAUCCUGGCAUUUCUCUCCACCCCGAGCACCAGCAGAGCAUUAUUGUAUCACAGCGUUGUACCGACUGUAAUUAAAUGGGUGCACAGGACAGGCUUCUACGACAUAUAGCUGCCGACACGGUUGGAAAAAGCAUUUACGUCGCUUGUUCUCGUUUCUGGAUGAGGACGGCGCGCACGUCUGCUCAAGUUUUGAUUUUCGCCAUCUGGAUAUUUUCUCAUAUUACCCCUUCAUUUCCUCUAAGCAAUCAUCCUGCACCGCUAGAACACAUUCAGCAGGAAAUCAGCUGAUUUCAAUUUUGCAAAAUCUCCUGCGCUUCUCGUAAAAAGGUGAAGCACAGGAUGAAAACACUGUUCUGCAGCGGUGUGUCACGCAUCAGCGCAUCACCUUCUGUUUGGUGGUGGAUGCUUUUGUCUGGAGGCUUUGCUUUUGUCCCGGUCGCUGCUCUUGAUCUGGCCGGCUGCCUCAGUUUAGCCAGCCCAGGGAUACAUCACAGCGUGGCGUGACACUGAUUCGCCUGGACUGGACUGAAGUCACGAUUGUGGGUGUUUCGGCCCAGCUGACAAAUACCCGUCUGAGGAGGAACACCUCUGUGGGAACUCCCUUCUGGAUGGCUCCGGAGGUAAUAGCAUGUGAGCAGCAGCUGGACUCGACGUACGACGCUCGUUGCGACGUCUGGUCCCUGGGCAUCACCGCCAUCGAGCUGGGAGAUGGAGACCCUCCCCUCUCUGACCUCCACCCAAUGAGAGCCCUUUUUAAAAUACCCAGAAACCCUCCGCCUACUCUCCACCAGCCGGAGCUGUGGUCAGACGACUUUAAUGACUUCAUCUGCAAAUGUCUGAUUAAGGACUUUGAGCUGAGACCAAAUGUGCUAGACCUGCUGCAUCAUGUGUUCAUCAAACAGAUUGUUGGCAGAGAGAAAAUUCUGCAGAAACAAUUGAUCGAACUCAUUGAUCUCAACCAGCAAAUUGGAGUGAUUGAAAAAACAAGCUAUCAUGGAAAGACAGACAGAAGCACAGACAGUAAUGACAGGCAUGAACGUAUCCACACUAAAAAAGGAAGCCAUAUGAAGACUCAGACUGACGCAGACGAGGUGGACGACCUCGCCACUCUGGAAGUUCUGGACGAGAAUACGGUCACGGAGCAGCUUCAGAGCCGCUAUGGACGAGAUCAGAUUUACACAUAUGUGGGAGACAUCCUCAUCGCAGUUAAUCCUUUCCAUAAGAUGGAGAUUUACACUCCUCAGGAUACUAAGAUGUACAUAGGAGCUAAGCGCACAGCUAACCCUCCACACAUCUUCGCUGUGGCUGAUAUUGCCUACCAGUCUAUGGUGUCAUACAACACAGAUCAGUGUGUUGUGAUCAGCGGAGAAAGUGGUGCAGGAAAAACAGAGAGUGCUCAUCUGCUGGUGCAGCAGCUGACGGUUCUUGGGAAGGCCAAUAACCGGACUCUCCAGGAGAAAAUCCUGCUGGUCAACAGCCUGGUGGAAGCCUUCGGAAACGCCUGCACCGUCAUCAACGACAACUCCAGCCGCUUCGGCAAGUAUCUGGAGAUGAAGUUCACCUGCGGGGGAACGGUGGUCGGAGCGCAGAUAUCCGAGUAUCUGCUGGAGAAGUCCAGAGUCAUCCACCAGGCGAUAGGGGAGCGAAAUUUCCACAUCUUCUACUACAUUUAUGCCGGACUGGCAGACAGGAAGAAACUCGCCCACUACAAGCUCUCUGACAGCAAAACACCUAAGUAUCUGUGUAAUGAACACAUUAAACUAGGACCUGACAUCGUGAGCAACACCUUCUACAAAGAGCAGUUUGAUGCAGUGGAACAGUGUUUCAAAGUCAUCGGAUUCACCCUGGAGGAGUUGGGCAGUGUUUACAGCACUCUGGCUGCCAUCCUCAACUCCGGAGAUAUCGAGUUUUCUCCAGUUGCCUCGGAGCACCAAACCGACAAGAGCAACAUCUCCAACAUUUCUGUCCUGGAGAACGUGGCGUCUCUGCUGUGUAUCCGCUCAGACGAGCUCCAGGAAGCCCUGACCUCCCACUGCGUCGUGGCCCGGGGCGAGACCAUCGUCAGGCCCAACACGGUGGAAAAAGCGGUGGAGGUGAGGGACGCCAUGGGCAAAGCUCUCUACGGCCGUCUCUUCAGCUGGAUUGUCAACCGAAUCAACGCGCUGCUGCGGCCUGACAGCCACCUCGGAGAGGAUGACAAGGGCCUGAACAUCGGCAUCCUGGACAUCUUUGGCUUUGAGAACUUCAAGAAGAACUCCUUCGAGCAGCUGUGCAUCAACAUCGCCAACGAGCAGAUCCAGUUUUACUUCAACCAGCACAUAUUCGCUUGGGAACAGGAUGAGUACCUGAAUGAAGAGGUGGAUGCUCGGAUGAUUGAAUACGAGGACAACCGGCCACUUCUGGACCUGUUCCUGCAGAAACCAAUGGGGAUGCUCUCACUUCUUGAUGAGGAGAGUCGCUUCCCACAGGCCACCGACCAGACACUCGUAGAGAAAUUUGAAGACAAUCUGAAGACAAAAAGCUUCUGGAGGCCAAAGAGGGUCGACCUUGGCUUCGGUAUCCACCACUAUGCUGGAAAGGUGAUUUACAACGCUGCAGGCUUCUUGGCUAAGAACAGAGAAACGCUGCCGGCCGACAUCGUCCUGCUGCUGAGGUCUUCAGAGAACGAGCUCAUUCGCAAACUGGUCACUCAUCCCCUCACCAAAACAGGCAACCUUGCCCACACCAAGGGUAAAGGCGUAAACACAAUGCGGACUCCACGGACCCCGACACGCACCAUCACCUUCGCCAAGCCGGGUGAACCUGGAGACGCGCCUUCCCACCCAAGAGAAACAACAAAUAUGAGAACACAGACUGUGGCCUCUUAUUUCAGAUACUCUCUGAUGGACCUGCUGUCCAAGAUGGUGGCCGGGCAGCCCCACUUUGUGCGCUGUAUCAAACCCAACAACGAUCGCCACGCAAACAAGUUCGACCGGGAGAAGGUUCUGGUUCAGCUGCGAUACACCGGCGUUCUGGAGACGGCAAAGAUCAGACGGCAGGGUUACUCUCACCGCAUCCUGUUUGCUAACUUCAUAAAGAGGUACUACAUCUUGGCUUUUCACGCUCACGAGGAGCCGGCUGUGACUCCAGAAACAUGUGCUGCCGUACUGGAGAAGGCCAAGCUGGAGAACUGGGCAAUGGGGAAAACAAAGGUGUUCCUCAAGUACUACCACGUUGAACAUCUGAAUCUGAUGGUGCAGCAGGCCACACAGAGAAUUGUCCUGCUUCAAGCUUGUGUUCGAGGCUGGCUGGGAGCCAGGCGGUACCGCCGGAUAUUAAAAGAGAGAGAACAGAGCGCUCUGGUGCUGCAGUCCGCUUACAGAGGUCAUAAAGUCCGGAAGAGGGUAGCUGACGACAAAAGCAAAGUAAAGCUUGAGGCCUUUAUCAUCCAGUUCCAAGCUGUGUGCAGGGGCUACCUUGCUAAAAAGAAAUACAAGGAGUUGGUAGACGAGAAGAACAAAGCGGCAACCAAGAUUCAGGCUCGCUACAGAGGGCACAAGGAGAGGAAAAGCUUCAAAAGAAAACGGGAAGCCAAAGAGAAAGAGAAAACAGAGAACGCUCUCAAAGAAAAGGAGGAAGAGACCCCAGAACCAGAGAAAAGUACCAACGAAGAAAGUGCCUCCGCUCCAGAAAAUGAAGCAAACAGCGAGGAAGAGGAAACAAAAGCUGCUGUAGUUCUCCAGAGCAACUUUAGGGGCUACAAGGAGAGGAAAAAGUUUAAGGAGAGAAAAAAGACGAUGGCUGGAGCCGAGCUAGAGAUUCCAGACGCUAUGGGGGACGAGAACCAGGAAGAAGAUGGCAAAGAGCCGACCAGCAAAGAAGAAGAAGAAGAAGGAGGAGGGGAAAAGACAGCUGAUGUCCAAGAGGAGAACGAUGAAGAUGAAAGCACUUAUGAAGCAGAAGAGAACAAUGAUGAUAGUGAUCAUACUCAGGUGGCAGAAGAUGAUGAGCAGACAGAAGUAGCAGAUGAAGCGAUGAUUGAGGAUGCCGAUGCUGGAAAAGAAGCUCAAGAGGAGAAUAAGGAGGAGGAGGCUGAGGGGAGUGGAGGGGAAAAGACUGCAGAAGAUGAAACUGCCAACUUAGAGGAGGAAACCAAGGCUGCCACCGUUCUCCAGAGUAACUUCAGAGGUCAUAAAGAGAGAAAGAGAUUGCAGGAAGAAGGCAAGAUCCCAGCGAAGAAACAGAAAGCUGACAGUCCUGUAGCUGAAGAAGAAGUGCCAGAAAAAGAGGAGGCAGAAAAAGAAGAACCACCAGAACCUGAAGCUGGAGCAGAUGUUUCUCCAAGCGAUGUCAAGACGGAGGAUGCAGACGAGACCAAAGCAGCCGUGGUGCUUCAAAGCAACUUCCGUGGCCACAAGGAGCGUAAACGCCUCGAAGAGGAAGGAAAGAUCCCCAAGAAAAGAAAGAAGGAGCAAGAGGUUCCACCAGAGCCUCCAAAAGAAGUCGAGCAGGCAGAAGAGCCAGAAUCCCAGGAGGACGUUUCUGCUGAGAACCCAGAGGGCCUGGAUGAGGAAAAAGCAGCUACUGUCCUUCAGAGUAACUUCAGAGGCCAUCGCGACCGAAAGAAACUGAAAGCAGAAAGAGAAGCGAAACAGAAGGCAACGGAGGAGGAUGCGACUCCUAAUAAUACAGAGGAGGAAGCUAAGGAGGAGGCCUUGGACGUUACCGAUGUGGUGAUAGAACGUAAAGAAGAGAUAGAUGCUGAAAAAGAAAGACUGGAGGAAGAGCAGGCAGCUGUGAAGAUCCAGAGUAACUUCAGAGGCUACAAGGACAGAAAAAAUCUGAAGGCCAACAAGCAGGCGGCGCAGAAUGAAUCCCAGCAGCUGGAGAGCUUCUCCAAGGGGGUCGCAAAGACUUCUCAGGACUUUCUCGCCUUGCAGCAGAAGUUGAAUGAGAUCAUCCAGGCCCAUCAAUCAAACCCCGAGAACAAUGGCAUGUUUGUGAAAGGAAAAGCAGUCAAUGGCUACACUCCCCAGCAUCACCAAUCAAUGAGUGACAAACGACUGUCGAGAACCCCCCGCAGAACCCAGCAGCCAAAGACCCUGAACACACCGGAGGACUCCACCUAUUACACCCUGAUUCAUCGGUCUGUCCAGGAUGACAAACGCAAACCCAGGAAAGCAGAUCCAGGGAAGCAGCUGGACGUGGACGACCAGUACUACCAGGCCCUGUCCACCAGCAGCUCCGAUCCCUCCAUGUCCACAGAGAGAGCCCCGCCCAGCAGCAUGCCAGACAGGAGGCAGUCUGUAGGGAGGAGACGGUCCUCAGACAGGAGGAGAUCUAUGGACAGGAGGCAGUUAGGAGACAGGCGACAGUCUGCAGAGCUGAGGCCGACACCUUCCACUCGACAGACCAGAGAGAGAGCCGUCACUGAACCAGAGGCUGCCAAACCUGCCAAAGACAACAGGCGUUCUGUCCCCAGAAUGUCGUCCACGGAGAGCCGGACUGAGGACAACCCGUACGACUUCAGACACCUGCUGAGGAAGACCUCGCAGAGACGAAGGCUCAUCAAGCAGUACUGAAGGCAGGACGGAACGUUUUGGACACUUGGCACCGAAACUCUCAAAAUCUGAAACACAGCAGCAAUCAUAUCGUGGUAUAAGAAGAAUGCAUAUUGCGUGCAUGUGAUGGAAUACAGCUUAAAACACCUUUAAACGGCUGGAAUUUAAGCUGCUGUGUUUGUCACUGGACAGAUUAACUUCCAAGCUAAUUGUGUCGGAUAGAGAGUGAAUGUAAAUACCAAAAUCAUAAACUUUUAAUCUUCAAUCUGUAAAUUAAGAUUUAUUUAUGAGAUCUGUAAUUUAGUCGUUGAUAUACAACAUUUUCUUCUUUUGGUGUCGGUUUUCUUGCUCUUGAACUUUAACACUUUCAAUUCAUGUUGAAGAAUAUCAUCUUCUGCAGCGUUUUAAUGUAAGAAAUGUACAUUAUUUCCUCCGCUUAAUGUCUGGUUUCUUCAUUUAAACAUAAAAUAUAUGACAAUA
Acanthochromis polyacanthus (spiny chromis) is the source of this 6198-nucleotide messenger RNA. It is a transcript of the gene myo3a, whose product is annotated as myosin IIIA. The record is from RefSeq and is a predicted model, not a curated record. Bases 787 to 5739 code for a protein of 1650 amino acids. Gene Ontology annotation, biological process: protein phosphorylation. Gene Ontology annotation, cellular component: myosin complex. The transcript has 32 exons. Lineage: Eukaryota; Metazoa; Chordata; Actinopteri; Pomacentridae. Gene Ontology annotation, molecular function: protein kinase activity; protein binding; cytoskeletal motor activity.